AUGAAUGGUUAUAAACUUUUCGGUAGAUCAAUCCAACCACAUAUAUUGGUUAUUUCCACUCUACUGGGUUGUAUUGGAGGUGUUUCUAUACUAAGAAUAAGAUCAAAAAGUAAUAAAAAAAUAGGUUCAAAUGAACUCUCAUCUGGAACAGCAAAUGAUAAGGAUUAUAUGGAUAUUGAACAACUUAUUGAUAAUUUUUUAAAAGAACAUGACCAUAAGGAGGACAAAAAAUAA
Messenger RNA from Arxiozyma heterogenica, 234 nucleotides. It is a transcript of the gene MCO10, whose product is annotated as Mco10p. The coding region runs from base 1 to 234 and encodes 77 amino acids. The transcript has a single exon. The record is from RefSeq and is a predicted model, not a curated record. NCBI's taxonomy places the organism in Eukaryota, Fungi, Ascomycota, Saccharomycetes, Saccharomycetales, Saccharomycetaceae.